Jatropha curcas is the source of this 2774-nucleotide messenger RNA. Its product is annotated as mitochondrial Rho GTPase 1. Gene Ontology annotation, molecular function: calcium ion binding; GTP binding; GTPase activity. The record is from RefSeq and is a predicted model, not a curated record. Gene Ontology annotation, cellular component: mitochondrial outer membrane. NCBI's taxonomy places the organism in Eukaryota, Viridiplantae, Streptophyta, Magnoliopsida, Malpighiales, Euphorbiaceae. Gene Ontology annotation, biological process: mitochondrion organization.
AGAAAAGAAAAUCCCUCAGUGUACGUGUUUUUUCACUUUCUCUUGAACCUUCAUAGCUUGUUACAUACUUCUUGUUCAAGCCUCCAUAGCCACCCUCCACCACAAACCCAAAAACUAGGGUUUCUGGUGGCCUCUCUGUUUCCUUAUCAGCUGUAAGGUACAAAAUAUCCACACUCACUAUCAGCUUUAUUUAUUAAUUUAUUUAUUUUUUUCUCAUUGCACCAAUGGCCGAAAUCUAGAAAGUUCCACCCGAAAAAAGGGUGUAGCUGUGACGUUUUUUGGCCACUGCUUAAAUCCCUAAUUCUCAUAUAUGUCAACCUCUUAAUCCCGCUAAGGGUGUUCAUGGUUAUUCAAGUUUGUUAACUUUCAUUUUGUCCCUCAAUCCCAAUUUUGACCCGGCUUCUCCAGUGAUUUACUAAUCGAAAAUUUAUGGCGAAAGCUGCAACUGGAAGUGCUAACCAUGGCGGUAAGACUGGAGUCCGUAUCGUGGUAGCGGGAGACCGUGGCACCGGAAAGUCCAGCUUGAUUGUCACCGCCGCUGCUGAAACUUUUCCGUCGAAUGUUCCGCCGGUUUUGCCGCCCACGAGGCUGCCUGAGGAUUUCUAUCCUGACCGUAUCCCUGUUACUAUUAUCGAUACUUCCUCUAGAGCGGAGGAUUCUGCUAAAGUAGCUGAAGAACUGAAGCGAGCUGAUGCAGUUGUUCUUACUUAUGCAUGUGACAAGCCAGAGACUCUUGAUCGAUUGAGUAACUUCUGGCUGCCACAGCUUCGUCGAUUAGAGGUGAAGGUGCCGGUCAUAGUGGUGGGUUGCAAGCUGGAUCUAAGGGAUGAGAACUACCAGGUGAGCUUGGAGCAAGUGAUGUCACCAAUAAUGCAACAAUUUCGGGAAAUUGAGACUUGCAUAGAGUGUUCAGCGCAUAAACAUAUCCAGAUACCUGAGGUCUUCUAUUAUGCACAAAAGGCAGUUCUUCACCCAACCGGGCCACUCUUUGAUCAGGAAUCACAAACCUUGAAGCCCAGAUGUGUGAGAGCCUUGAAGCGUAUUUUUAUUCUUUGUGACCUUGACAGGGAUGGUGCCCUUAGUGAUGCAGAAUUAAAUGAUUUUCAGGUCAAAUGUUUCAAUGCUCCAUUGCAACCUUCUGAAAUUGUGGGUGUGAAGAGGGUUGUGGAAGAGAAAUUACCUGGUGGAGGAGCCACUGAUAGAGGAGUCAAUGAACGUGGUCUUACCUUGACAGGAUUCCUGUUUCUCCAUGCAUUGUUCAUAGAAAAAGGACGCCUUGAGACAACAUGGACUGUUUUGAGGAAAUUUGGGUACAAUAAUGAUAUCAAACUCGCGGAUGAAUUAAUUCCAACAUUCAAACGAGCUCCCGAUCAGAGUGUGGAGCUCACAAAUGAAACUAUUGAGUUCUUGAGGGGAAUCUACGAAUUGUUUGACAGUGAUGGUGAUAAUAACCUGCGACCUGUAGAACUUGAGGAUAUUUUUUCUACUGCACCAGAAAGCCCUUGGGAUGAACCACCAUAUAGGGAUGCUGUAGAGAAAACUGCUUUGGGUGGGCUAUCACUUAAUGCAUUUUUGUCAGAGUGGGCCCUUAUGGCACUUUUAGAUCCAUCUCGUGCUGUGGAGAAUCUGAUCUACCUUGCAUACCCUAAUGAUCCUUCUUAUGCUGUUCGAGUAACAAGAAAAAGGCGUCUAGAUCGCAAGAAACAACAAUCAGAAAGAAAUGUUUUCCAGUGUUUUGUAUUUGGACCUAAGAAUGCUGGGAAGUCUGCACUAUUGAAUUCUUUUGUUGGAAGGCCAUUUUCUGAAGUGUCAUCUUCAACUAUUGAGGAGAAUUAUGCAGUGAAUAUUGUUGAUCUACCUGGCGGAGUGAAGAAAACCCUUAUUUUGAGAGAGAUUCCUGAGGAUGGAGUUAAGAAGUUGCUGUCUGAUAAGGAGUCUUUGGCACCAUGUGACAUAGCAGUUUUCGUUCAUGACAGCUCCGACGAGUCCUCAUGGAGGAGAGCAACUGAAUUGCUUGUGGAAGUUGCUAGUCAUGGUGAGGAUACUGGCUUUGAGGUGCCUUGCCUAAUUGUUGCAGCUAAAGAUGAUUUAAAUUCAUUUCCAAUGGCAAUCCAAGAAUCUACUAGGGUUACUCAGGAUAUGGGGAUAGAGGCACCUAUUCCCAUCAGUUCUAAGAUGGGCGAUACCAAUAGCAUCUUCCGUAGGAUUGUUAAUGCUGCAGAACACCCUCAUUUGAGCAUUCCUGAAACAGAAGCAGGGAGAAGUCGUAAGCAAUAUCAUCGACUCAUCAAUCGCUCCCUUAUGUUUGUUUCAGUUGGAGCUGCAGUGGCCAUUGUUGGGUUGGCAGCUUACCGAGUGUAUGCGGCAAGGAAAAGUUCAUCUGGCUGAAGGAUGUGAAGAUUUACCCAUAAAGAAAAGAUGGAAGUUGUGUAUGACCUCAUUGAAUCGGAUUUGGGUUGUGUCAAUUUGAGGUUUGGUGCUUGUAGAGAAUUUGCAUUUUAUCCUGAUGCCCUUUAAUUAUUAGUUUCUUACUUGCAACUUUUUCGGCAUCAGGAUCUUAACAGUUUGAAUGGGAGAGUUACUUGCAGCAGUUGAAUUGUAUUGAUGGCGUAUGUAUCAUUAAAUUAGUUAUUGUGCAGGGCUUGUGCAAUAAUAAAAAAUUUUGCUAUGGACUUCCCUUUUUACGCAUUUCGAUAUUACCACUUUGUAUUCUGGCGACUGGCGAGUCGCUUCAUUUGUAUCUUCUUUUGUUGGCCUCGUGUAGUUCUUAUUUA